GGGGGGGAUUGGGCUGAACCGCGACCACCCGGAGUGAACGAGACCCCCCCCCCCCCCCCCCGGUGCCGCGGCAUGUGUGAAACUGAAGCGGGCUGAGAGCGGCGUUGGCGGGGCGGUGCUGGAGCGGUUUCCCCGGGAGCUGGAGGGAAAGAGCGAAGCAUCAGCGGGGCCGGUUGAUGGAGUUGUGGGCUGGGCACGGUGUGGAAUGGUGAGGGUUGACCCCCCGUGAGGCAGCAUGAGUGUGAAGGUGCCGGUGCCGCCAGGCUUGGACCAGCAGGAGGGCAAGAUCUACACGCUUCAGAUCUGCCCGAGCCUCUACAGCGAGGACUCUGUGUGCUGCCACCUGCAGGCCCCCAAGGGCGUGACGGCGGGCGAGGUGAUCGGGGAUGUGGUGGGACGGCUCAACCUGGACACGUCCAAGUGCUACGUGCUGGCGGAGGUGAAGGAGUCCGGGGGCGAGGAGUGGAUCCUGGACGCCAACGACCUCCCCGUCCAGCGGGUGCUGCUGUGGCCGAGGCGGGCGCAGGAGGUCCACGCCCAGAGCGAAGGUUACUUCUUCCUCCUGCAGGAGAGGAACAGCGACGGGACCAUCCGCUACAUCAACCUGCAGCUGCUGGCCAAGGAGAGGGAGAAGCACAGCCUGGUGGAGCGCGGGUUCCUGCUCCCCGAACCCUACCUCUACAACGACCUGUGCAAGCUGCCCAGCCUCACCCAGGAGACCAUCCUGCAGACCUUCAAGACCCGCUUCCUGAAGCGCAAGAUCUACACCUACGCCGGCAGCAUCCUGAUCGCCAUCAACCCCUUCAAGUUCCUGCCCAUCUACAACCCCAAGUACGUGAAGAUGUACGAGAACCACCAGCUGGGCAAGUUGGAGCCCCAUAUCUUUGCCGUUGCAGACGUGGCCUACCACACCAUGCUGGCCAAGCAGCUCAACCAGUGCAUCGUCAUCUCCGGAGAGAGCGGCUCGGGCAAGACCCAGAGCACCAACUUCCUCAUCCACUGUCUCACCGCCCUCAGCCAGAAGGGGUACGCCAGCGGGGUCGAGAGGACCAUCCUGGGAGCGGGACCUGUGCUGGAGGCCUUUGGAAAUGCAAAGACAGCUCACAACAACAACUCCAGCAGGUUCGGCAAGUUCAUCCAAGUCAACUACUUGGAAAACGGACUUGUCCGAGGGGCGGUGGUGGAGAAAUAUCUACUGGAGAAGUCGCGCCUGGUGUCGCAAGAGGCAGACGAGAGGAACUACCACGUGUUUUAUUACCUGCUGAUGGGGGCGAGCGAGGAGGAACGCAGGGACUUCCAGCUGCAGCAGCCCAGGCAUUAUCACUACCUCAACCAGAAGGAGAACUUUUGCAUUGAUGACGGCGAGGACCUGAAGCACGACUUUGAGCGACUGAAACAGGCCAUGGAGAUGGUGGGCUUCCUCCACGCCACCAAGAAUCAGAUAUUCUUUGUGCUCUCGGCGAUCCUCUACCUGGGCAACGUCACCUACACGAAGAAAGCCAGCGGCAGGGAGGAGGGGCUGGAGGUGGGACCACCCGAGAUACUGGACACCCUGUCGGAGCUGCUGAAGGUGAAACGGGACAUGCUGGUCGAGGCUUUAACCAAGAGGAAGACAGUGACAGUGGGCGAGAAGUUGAUUUUGCCAUAUAGCCUCAAUGAGGCUGUGACCACUCGAAACUCCAUGGCCAAGUCCCUCUACACGGCACUUUUCGAUUGGAUUGUUCUACGGAUAAAUCAUGCUCUCCUCAACAAGAAGGACAUGGAGGAGUCCGUCAUGUGCUUGUCGAUCGGAGUUUUGGAUAUUUUUGGUUUCGAGGAUUUUCCAAACAACAGUUUUGAGCAGUUUUGCAUAAAUUAUGCUAAUGAACAGCUUCAGUACUACUUCAAUCAGCACAUCUUCAAACUGGAGCAGGAGGAGUAUCAGAGUGAGGGCAUCAGCUGGCAUAACAUCGCCUACAUCGACAACGUGGGCUGCAUCAACCUCAUCAGCAAGAAGCCGACCGGACUGUUCCACCUAAUGGACGAGGAAAGCAACUUCCCGCACGCCACUAACCAGACGUUGCUGGCCAAGCUGAAGCAACAGCACGAGGACAGCUGCUACUUUGUGGGCACGCCCGUGAUGGAGCCGGCAUUCAUCAUCCAGCAUUUUGCCGGCAGAGUCAAGUACCAGAUCAAGGAUUUCCGGGAGAAGAACACUGAUUACAUGCGUUCGGAUAUCGUGGCGCUCCUGAGGGGCAGCAACAGCGCUUUCAUCCGCGAGCUGAUCGGGAUGGAUCCCGUGGCCGUCUUCCGGUGGGCCACCCUCCGCGCUGCCAUCCGAGCCACAGCUGCCUUCAACCAGGCCGCGCACCAGCGGGCAAAGAAAACCACAAAGGGGUUAAUACACACUGGGCCCCGUGUCCCCCUGAGUGAGAUGCUGUGGCCAAGCACUCCAAUAGAGAAGGUCUACCGUGACUUGCAUGCCCAGGUGAUGAACAGUAUCCGAGGAUGGGCUCAAUACCCUGAAAGCCCUCACGACCACCUCAAACCACUGAGACGCCUCGAGAGACCCCUGGGCCACUUUGCGAAAAAUAAAGGUUUGAAACAGAAGCUGGUCAUUCCCAAGAACCUCAUCGACUCCAGUUCCUUGAAGUACAUUGUGGGCAUGACCCUUCACGACCGCACCACCAAAUCCCUGCUCCACCUGCACAAGAAGAAGAAACCACCAAGCAUCAGUGCACAGUUCCAGGCCUCUCUGAACAAGCUGAUGGAAGCUCUGGGCAAAGCAGAGCCUUUCUUCAUCCGGUGCAUCCGCUCAAACGCCAAGAAGCUGGAGCUCUGCUUCGACGAUGACCUCGUGCUGCAGCAGCUGAAGUACACGGGGAUGCUGGAGACCGUACGCAUCCGCCGCUCCGGGUACAGCGCCAAGUACACCUUCCAGGAAUUCAAGGACCAGUUCCAAGUGCUCCUGCCCAGGGAUGCCAAGCCUCUGCAGGAAGCCAUUGCUGCCUUGUUCAACAGACUGCAGCUGGACAGGAAUAACUGUCAGAUCGGCAAAACCAAGGUCUUCAUGAAGGAGUCUGAACGACAGAAGCUUCAGGACAUCCUGCACAAGGAGGUGAUGAGGAAGAUCCUGCUCCUGCAGAACUGGUUCCGGGCGGUCCUGGAGAGGAGGCGCUUUCUGAGGAUGAGGCGGGCUGCCAUCACAAUUCAGGCUUACUGCCGGUCCUUCCUGGUCCGCCUGGCGGUGCAGCGACUGGAUGCAGCGCGUGUGAUCCAGCUGGUGUGGAGAGGUUUCCUGCAGCGCUGUGCCUACCUGAAGCAAGUCCGAGCCAUCGUCUUGUGCCAGGCGCUGUGCCGCGGGUACCUGGCACGCAGGAGGGUACGUCUAAUGCGGCUGGCCCAGCAGAAGGAACAGGAGAGGGCAGUGCAGGCUGCAGAGGGGCAGCAAGUUUCCGAUCGGUCACCGUCCACAGCUGACCGAGACACUAAGGAGGUACCGCAGGCUGAGGUGGGCCUGGAACCCCCGUCGAGGGGGGUGGGUGCUGUUGGGCCGGACGUGUCCCAGGGACCCGGGGAGAACGAUAGUGGGGGUGUGGAGAGGUCCACCUCCUGGUUGAAACGGCAGAACCGCCGCAUGCGGGGCUUGGAGCACAACAACCUCCAGCGACAACUGGCCUCCUCCCCCCCUCAGGACGACGUGUCCACCCCUCCUCCGCCCUUUGAAACCAGGUUGAUGGUGGAGAUGAUGGUGCAGAAUGCCAGCGUGCCGGCCAAGUGGCAACCGGAGGGGCUACAGCAGACCGACGGACGGUCAGAGCGGUCCGGUGACGGGGACCCGCGGCUGGGCACCGGGAUCGGCGAUGACGGUGGAGACGGCCAAGGGGCGAGCGGGCGCGGGGACGGCAGGGUGCCACGUGGGGGUCCGGAGCGGCCGAAGACUCUGCUACUUCUCCCCGGCGCGGACGCGGUGCUGCCCGGCUCUGCCCCGGCACAGCCCAACGGCGACGAGGAGCAGAGUGAGCAGAGAGUGCCGGAGAGCCCCGUCUCCCUGCCCGGCACCAUCCAGCGCUACCACGACAUUCGCAAGCUGCGGAACAAGGCGGAGAAGUGGAAGGACCGGCGUAACUGCGAGGCGACCAGCCCGACGGGGGAGAAGAAGGAAAACCAGCCUCCAUUGAAAGGCACCAGGGACAAAGAACUUUCAUCUCCUCAAGAGGACGGCCCAGCAGCAAACGUGUCCUCCCCGACAGGGACGGUGACCGAGGCGCCAUUGAAAGAGACUCCAAACGGCUCGCGGGAAGGCGAACGAACACCAAUUAAACGACCGGUGCCGAAGAAGACAUCACAAGAGUUGGAUCCAAGCCAGUCCCUCGAAUUGCCCAAGUCUCAGUUCCGCAGCCCGUUACGGAGGCUGUUGGGCAAGCGGCAGGCGGACAAGAAGCUGUCCAAGGAGCUGCCGACGACGCUGGACGAUGUCGCCAUCGCUCUGACGCACAACGCCAUGAAGAGCUACGGUGACAAACCGGAGGUGGGCAAGUCGGCCACGUUGCCGAUGGCUCAUUCCACCCAACACCCGUACAUGGGCCCGGCCAAAGAGGCCCCCGCCACCAAGGUCAAGCGGAGCCGCAGCAUAAAGAUCAGCAACGCCACCACCGCCUCCAAGCAAUGGGGCGCGCACGUGGGGCGCAAGAUCACCAACGCCAACGAGCUCAAAGACCUGGACGAAUUCCUGCUCAACAAGGUCAACGACCUCAUCUCCCGAGAUACCCACGAGUCGAGCAUUGAGAUGUUGUUCAUCAGCGUGACGGAGAAGUUUCGCCACACGCUCAAGAGCAUGUACCCAGUCCACAACGGGCAAACCCACGUGGGCUACCGAGACCUGAUGCAGAACUACCAGCAGCUCCUGGCCAGGCUGGUGGUGGGAGAGAGGCAGAAGGCCGAGGUACAGUUCGUGCUCAACCUAUUCCAGUCCCUCCUGGACGAGUUUGCCCGCGGAUACUCCAGGAAGGAGGAGAUGGAGGCGUUGAAGCCAACAAAAUCCCAGAAGAAGAGGCGGAAACGCAAUCGAAACAAGGAGGUUUAUGGGCACAUGUUCAACAACUACCAGGUGAACAUCCGCCAGUCCUGCGAGCAGUGUUCGUCCUACAUCUGGCCCAUGGAGAAGGCUCUGCUCUGUUGCACCUGCAAGAUGACGUGUCACAAGAAGUGUCUGGUCAAGAUUCAACAUGCCUGCCAGUCCGGCUGCAACAAGAACGACACGGAUGGGGCGCUGCGGCAUUUCGGGGUGGAGGUGUCGCGGCUGACGGACGAGAACCAGAUGGUGCCCCUGGUGCUGGAGAAGCUGCUGGAGUUUGUGGAAAUGCACGGCCUCUACACCGAGGGCAUUUACCGCAAGUCGGGGGCGGCCAACAAGAUGAAGGAGCUGCGGCAGCUGCUGGAUGACGAUCCAGGCUUGGUUCUACUGGAGAAGUACCACAUUCACGCCAUCACGGGAGUGCUGAAACUCUGGCUGAGGGAGCUCCCUGUUCCGCUCAUGUCCUUCUGCCUGUAUGCUGACUUCCUGCGUGCUAUCGAACACCCAGGAAGGCAAGAGCAAGUGCAAGCGGUGUACAGCAUCCUUGAGCAGCUGCCCGGCAAUGUCUUCUACACCCUUGAACGUCUAUUCUUCCACCUGAUCAAGGUAGCCGAGCUGGAGGAGAUGAACCGCAUGUCACCCAACGCACUGGCCAUUGUGUUCGCUCCAUGUAUCCUCCGCUCUCCCGACACCUCGGACCCACUGAUGAGCAUGAAGGACCUCUCGAAAACAACCAUGUGCGUGGAGUUGCUGAUCAAUGAGCAGAUGCGGAAAUACAAAAUGAAAAUGGCUGAAAUCACCCAACUGGAGACGGCGGAGCAGCUUGCCGUCCGGCGCCUCUCUCUCCUCCGCCUGUGGCCUCUUGACGUCGGGGUUUCUGCUCCGCAUGACGGGGUACUGAGCAAGGUGCCUCGGUCCCCAAAGGUCGCUGAGAAGCCUCCACCCCUGGUGAACCUGGAGGAGGAUGAGCCGUCCGACACCGACAUGGAACACGAGGAAGAAAUCCUGAUUGAGCAGAUCCAGUCAAUAAAGGAGGAGAGGGAUCAGCUGACACUUGCACUCCCACAGUUGGAGCAGAGAGGCUCCGAUGAGGAAAACCUGGAUUCUGAGGCUUCCCUGAGUACGGAGAGCCUUCUCUACGAUCGGCCAGGGCAAGCGGAGCCCGGAGGUUCGGCGGUGUUCCAGUUCACAGGACGAGGCGAGUCGAGGCCUGCCGUCCCGGAGCCCGCGGUCGCCCCGGCUGAACCGGCGGUGGCACCGACACGCCCGCCCGUGGCGCAGCGCCGCGCCUUCUCCAUGCUGGCCAGCAUCAGGCUGCCCCGGCGGACGCCCCUGCUGCCCACGCGGAACAUCAAGCUGCCCCCCGGCAUGGUCAGCGCGGUGGGUGGUGCCGGCCCCACUGCGGGCGCAGACGGCCAGUCCCACCCGCAGCCCGUCACCAUGCGGCGGCGCAACCUGCCCUCCCAGCGCUCCGACAACAUCCACUCCAUGUACGCGGCCGUGCAGGACAUCUUGCGCCAAUCCAAAGCCGGCGGCCACCCCAACGAGACCAAACCCUCCCCGGCCAAGGUCCAGAGGAGGUUCUCCGACCCUCUGGCCGACCUGCCCCACGGGGACGACGGCCCUGCCCUGUAACGUUCUCUCCACCCGGCGGAAGGAGGCCACGGAUCGUCUCCAUUUACACACUUACCUCGCGGAGCUGCUGAAAGCUACCCCCCUCCCCCCCUCGGCUUCACCCCCACCCGCGACCGAGGGGGAGCAGUAACGGCUCGGGACCAAGUGCGAAAGAGAGUGGGAAGUGAAUGUGAAGAGUGAAUGAGCGAGCGUUGGCUGUGGGUGAGAGUGACCAACAGGAGACUGAGUGAAUGACCAGGGAGGUUCAAGUGCCUGAGUGACCUUCCCUUACACACCUUGCUCUGUAAGUACGUUUCCCCCACCCCCCCACGCCUGGUAUGUUGAGAAGGUCAGUCUCCUUGCCUUUGUCCACCUGAAACUAUUUUCUCCCAUCUGUGUAAAAGUACCGUUUUUAUAUAAAUAAAUGUUCUCCUUUGUA
Molecule: messenger RNA, 7109 nt
Organism: Amblyraja radiata (thorny skate)
Lineage: Eukaryota; Metazoa; Chordata; Chondrichthyes; Rajiformes; Rajidae
Gene: myo9bl
Product: myosin IXb-like
Exons: 41
Coding region: 236-6691 (2151 amino acids)
Biological process (GO): lamellipodium morphogenesis; actin filament-based movement; intracellular signal transduction
Cellular component (GO): actin filament; ruffle; myosin complex
Molecular function (GO): actin filament binding; ATP binding; ATP hydrolysis activity
Source: RefSeq, a predicted model, not a curated record